Messenger RNA from Cuscuta epithymum, 2972 nucleotides. The record is from the annotation of a GenBank genome assembly. NCBI's taxonomy places the organism in Eukaryota, Viridiplantae, Streptophyta, Magnoliopsida, Solanales, Convolvulaceae.
AUCGGGCGGUUAUCCUCAAAACUCAGUUAUAUAGGGUGGAGUACCCAAGGAUCGGGCGGUUAUCCUCAAAACUCGGUUAUAUAGGGUGGAGUACCCAAGGAUCGGGCGGUUAUCCUCAAAACUCGGUUAUAUAGGGUGGAGUACCCAAGGAUCGGGCGGUUAUCCUCAAAACUCGGUUAUAUAGGGUGGAGUACCCAAGGAUCGGGCGGUUAUCCUCAAAACUCAGUUAUAUAGGGUGGAGUACCCAAGGAUCGGGCGGUUAUCCUCAAAACUCGGUUAUAUAGGGUGGAGUACCCAAGGAUCGGGCGGUUAUCCUCAAAACUCGGUUAUAUAGGGUGGAGUACCCAAGGAUCGGGCGGUUAUCCUCAAAACUCGGUUAUAUAGGGUGGAGUACCCAAGGAUCGGGCGGUUAUCCUCAAGACUCGGUUAUAUAGGGUGGAGUACCCAAGGAUCGGGCGGUUAUCCUCAAAACUCGGUUAUAUAGGGUGGAGUACCCAAGGAUCGGGCGGUUAUCCUCAAAACUCGGUUAUAUAGGGUGGAGUACCCAAGGAUCGGGCGGUUAUCCUCAAAACUCGGUUAUAGGGUGGAGUACCCAAGGAUCGGGCGUGUAUCCUCAAAACUCAUAGGCUACAUUUAAUGAUCUAGGACCGGACGGUGUCCUUAUGAUAAUUUAUUUGAACAAGGAGGAGUUCUAUACACUCAUAGGUAUAUGGGUGGGUUGGGAUUUAAGUCAAGGAUAUUGGCUACUAUUAUUUUCCCAAAUAAACAAUGACCUACGGGUCGGGUAUUUCCAAGUGUAUGUAUACUAAUAUGUAUUUCAAACUUGGGGGGAGGACUAUACGUAUAUGUAUCAUCCUAUGUUUGGGUCUUAUACUUGAAACGCUAGUUAUUCUAUAUUUAGCCUGCUACUCGCUCGGUACUUGUACUGACCCCUUCGGGGGGCCCCACCAUUCUCAGGUUGAAGCUAGGGCUUGCCACCUGCACCUUCCUACGGGUGACAUCAAAUCAAGGAAGACGUGGUUCGUGCUUCCUCAUUUUAUUUCAAAUUACCAACCAUUGCUCAUGGAUAUUUUUAUUUGUUAUAAACUAUUCUUUUGGGGCUUGCAUGCCCAUGUUAUUGGCCGGUUGUGGCUUAUGACUUACCGUUGAAUAUUUCCGCUAUUCAUUGGUUUAAAUGUGAUGUUGUUAUGUAUGUUUACUACUGAGUAUGGAUGGAUUAUUUUUCUCGAACGCCUUGUGUAAUCAAGUGAGGUUGACUCGCGGGUGACAUCACUUGAUCUCACGGCGGUUGUACACGCGCUUGGAUUGUGGUCUGGGGCGUGACAAUUAAGUGGUAUCAGAGCCAUCUCAGUUCUAAACUAUAUAAUCAACCUCUCACAAAAGAUCUUACAAAAGAGUUCUUACCGAAAACCAUGAGCAUUGUAUUUUGACGUUUAUAGGACUAUUGGUGCUUAAGUUGCAAGGCCUCUAAUUGUUAAGACGGUACCCUUAACAAUUGGUAUGGUGGUGACUUGGGUCGAUACGUGUCUAUAACGUUUUUCUGUCAAUUGACAUUCAUAGGAGUCUAAAGACUCGUCCAAAUUCCGUUUCAGAAAUGGAGGGUAAGCGAAUGGCAACAAGAAAUGACCCUAAGGGACAAGCGUCGGUAGCUUACCUUGAGGCUAGCCGGGCUGUGUCACGAGCCUUUACGGGGAGAGGAAUAGGCCAUGGGGGCCGUGAGGGCCGCCAAGCGGCAAACGUUAAUCAAGUGGGCUCGAUGUGUAACAUGAACACCAGGAGGAACGAACUUAGGCGUCAGGCGAGGCGAGAUCGGGCCACCUCCCAACGUGAUAUGACUGUCAGCCAAACCCAUCCUUGGGCAAACGACCAAGGAGGAGAAAGCACUCUUACGGCACCGGCAUCACCGGUGAAAAAGAAAAGGAACUCAAAGUGGCACACGUCCUUUCCUUACUCCUUAAGACCAUCCAAAUGUUCUAAUUGCUCUAAGAAACAUUUUGGAAAGUGCAACGAGCCCCCGAUGUGCUACAAAUGUGGGAGCACAACCCAUAUGAAAUUAAGUUGCCCAUGGAGGAGGCAACGAGAGACAUUGCAAGCCGAGGAAGGGCUCACCGUGGAAGGAAACCAUACGGAACCAACGAUGAGCAACGCUACGUCCGUCAAUCAAGGCGGGGCCCAAGCAAGGGUCUACGCAAUGACCGAGGCGGAUGCGAGAGCAAACCCGGACUCCGUUGCAGGUUGAAGCUAGGGCUUGCCACCUGCACCUUCCUACGGGUGACAUCAAAUCAAGGAAGACGUGGUUCGUGCUUCCUCAUUUUAUUUCAAAUUACCAACCAUUGCUCAUGGAUAUUUUUAUUUGUUAUAAACUAUUCUUUUGGGGCUUGCAUGCCCAUGUUAUUGGCCGGUUGUGGCUUAUGACUUACCGUUGAAUAUUUCCGCUAUUCAUUGGUUUAAAUGUGAUGUUGUUAUGUAUGUUUACUACUGAGUAUGGAUGGAUUAUUUUUCUCGAACGCCUUGUGUAAUCAAGUGAGGUUGACUCGCGGGUGACAUCACUUGAUCUCACGGCGGUUGUACACGCGCUUGGAUUGUGGUCUGGGGCGUGACAUGCAAGGUGGGCAAAAGGAUGAAGACAUCAUCCUUGCGGCCGUGGUGACCGAGGUCAACCUCGUUGGAUCCAAUUCCAAGGAGUGGUUCGUGGACACCGGUGCAACCCGGCAUAUUUGCUCAAACCGGGAGUUAUUCACUACUUUUGAGCCAUCUAAUGGUGAGAAAGUGUGGAUGGGAAACUCAGCCCAUUCCGAGGUGGAAGGCGUGGGCAAGGUGGUCCUGAAGAUGACUUCGGGCAAGGAGCUGACUCUAAACCAAGUGCUGUUCGUUCCGGAGAUACGCAAAAACCUGAUUUCCGGUUCGUUGUUGAACAAGCAUGGAUUCCGCAUGGUUUUUGAGUCGGACAAAUUAGUUUUGUCCAAGUCGGG